CCCUCUCGAUCCUUUGCUUUUCAUAUACACCGUAUAUCUCUCUGUCCCUUCAUAACUUUCGUCCAACUCUGAAAAUUACAUCCUGUACACUGAAUAUUACACCACAUACAACGGUCAGAUUAACGACAAAUUCAUAUCAGUUCUCGCCGUUCAAAAUUUUCCCUGGAUUUUUGUUACUCUAAAGACAACUGAGAAUUCAUACACUUUUCCACAGAGUAUUUACUUACCGCAUUAAAAAAAUGCUCUACACUUGCAUUUUGAGUUUACUGCUCGUGGUUAAUUUAAAAGGAGUCCGGCAGCACACUGGCCUACCUCUUGAACGAAGACUUCAAGUAUCUAGAGAGUUUCUAUUUUAUAGAACGGUAUCGAUUAACCAAAGACCGUGCAACUGCGAUAGCACUUCGUGUUCCUGUUGUGAGACUGUCACAAUUCUUAUAAACAGUCUUAGUAGAAAAUUGUGUGCCAAUUUUAUUUAUCAGGCUAAAGGAUUAACCAUGAAUAUCAAUCUGGAUAAUGAUAUGAUUAGAUCCACCACAAUCAAUAAUUAUCAACCAUUCAGAAGCUGCAGUUCUAUUCCUGGCAGUGUUUUCUCUUCAGUUUGUAUAGACGUGAUGGAACUCAAUCUUUUUCCAAGAUCGAUUACUGCCUGUUUACGAAUGGAUAUAUUCUCAAAGAAACAAAAGUGGCAAGUUAAUUACAACUGUAUGAGCAUAUCAACGAUUCCGUCUGCAGGGAAUACUAGUAGUACAGUCUUGAAUGGUACUACUGGAAUUACUGGACCUACAACCUCAAUAGAAUCAGACGUAAAUGAAAUGCCUAUGGGACAACCAUCUCAACUAGUACAACCAGGGCAACCAGGGCAACCAGGGCAACCGGGACAACCGGGACAACCGGGACAACCAGCUCAACUCGUACAACCAGGGCAGCCGGGACAAAUGCCAGUAGGAAUUAUUGGACAGAAUACCCGUGAACCAAUGAAACAGCAAGGCCAAGUGCAAUUAGAAUCAUCGACACGAACAAGACAAAUACGAUCAGCUAUAGCUAAGCAGAUAGCUCCGACACAAUAUAGUAAAUUACUUAUAGAGCGCUCAGGAAUCCCCGUUUUGUUGACAUCAAGGAUCUCCUCGCUAUCCAAUCCCUAUUUCUUCGAGAGCAAACGAUUCUGUCAGGAUAAAAAAACAGCUUCUAUGCGAAUGCAAGUUCUACUCCGCAAGAGACGUAAUGGUAUUCCCAAAAUUUAUGUAAGAUCUUUUUUGAAGGGCAUACCGAUCCAGAAAAUUACCCCGAUGUCAAUCACCAUUGAUACUAAAUUAAAAAUGGCAGGCAUAGUUAACGGAAAUAUUGCAUCAAUUCCUAUGCCAACACAAGGAAUCGGAAAUUCCAUAGGUUCUGGCAUUAGUGUAAACAACAGUACUAUUGCAGCAACUGAAAUCAGCAAUUUUCCAAUUCCUGCAGCUGCGACGAAACAAUCCGUUACUACAUUCAUUCCCAUUUCUAUUCCGAUUCCCAUCAUUAAUCCAGAAAGUAAUAGAGACAAUAGUUCGAAAUAUUUUCCCAGCAGAACACCACCAGCAGUUGGAUUAGGUCUUAAAAUGAGCUCUAGCAGUGAUGCUGCAAAGGAGGUUGAAGAAUUGGAAGGAACCAUUUCUCAAAUACCACAUGGACCAAAUAGCAAAUUCCAACACACUACUGACACUUCCAUUGUAUUCCCAGAAUGAAGGAUAUAAAAAAAAGUCAAUGUAAUUUCAUUAAAAAAUUCAAUCAUAUAUUG
This is a messenger RNA of Cephus cinctus (wheat stem sawfly), 1771 nucleotides long. RefSeq lists its product as uncharacterized. The transcript has 5 exons. The record is from RefSeq and is a predicted model, not a curated record. Bases 240 to 1718 code for a protein of 492 amino acids. NCBI's taxonomy places the organism in Eukaryota, Metazoa, Arthropoda, Insecta, Hymenoptera, Cephidae.